CGCAGCCUCUCCACUCCUCCUCCCUGCAUAAAUAUAUACCCUCCAGAUGCCAUCUCUCUCUCUCUCUCUCCGACUCCAAAACGAAGACCGUAUAUCCAUCAGAGAGCGGCCACAGCCGGAGCAGCAAGUUCGAGUCGGUGGUCAUACCUGCGUUUUCAAGACUAAUAGGUAUAUAUACACAGCUGCUCCGGGGGGGGUGUAUGUGUGUGUGUCCGCGCGUGUACAGAUAGACAGCCGAGGGGGGUGGGGGUGGGGGACGUAGAGAGAAAAAAAGGUUCUUUUUUUUCCCCCCCGUAAAACCGGGGCCGAGAGGAGCAACAACAACAACAGUAACCACGAGGCGCAAGAGCUCGUUGCAGGAGCGUCGGGAGCAGCAGGAGGAGGACGAGCAGCCGCACGAGCUCAAGUGCUUCUCCUCGUCGUCGUCCUCCUGCUCGUUCGGCUCUUACACUACGGCCUUUGGCUCCUCGGAGCCGUUAUCCGGUCCCCGCGGCAGCCCCAACAGCGGCACCACCAUUGCAGAGAGCGAGAGAAGGCUGCUGCAGCAGCACCACCACCACCAGCAACGCAAGGCCAGCUGCGGCAGCAGCGGCAGGCGAUUGAGCAUCAGUAGGAGCGCCAUGGCCGACGCCACCACCUCCUCGGGCUAUGGUAACGACCAACAGGCCUCGACCUCGAAGCCAAGGGGCUCGAUCAGCGAUCCCACCGCCGUUGUGCCCGACCACGGGGGCAACUCCACCACUGGCACCAAGAGCCUGGAGGCAACAAAUAAUGCCUUUCACGGCGCGAGAAAAUUAGAGCCAAAGUCGAGCGCUUUGAAGAAGGCCGGGAGAUAUCGGAGCCGCUCGUUGUCCGCCAGCAGCACCGACAGCUACAGCUCGGCGUCUUACACAGGGAGCAGCAGCGAGGAGGACGACGUCUCGCCCCGCGAGAAGAUACAAAAGACCGACAAGGGCUUCACGGACUUUUGCGUUCGCAACAUCGAGCAGCACGCCUACGGUAGAAGGGAAAUCGAGAUAGCCGAGCAGGAGAUGCCCGGCAUCAUGGCCCUAAGAAAGCGCGCUCGCGAAGACAAGCCACUGAAGAACGCGAAAAUCGUCGGGUGCACGCACAUAAACGCCCAGACGGCGGUGCUGGUGGAGACGCUGGUUGAACUCGGGGCCCAGGUGCGAUGGGCCGCGUGCAACAUAUACUCGACGCAGAACGAGGUGGCCGCGGCUUUGGCCUACGCGGGCUACUCGGUGUACGCGUGGCGGGCCGAGACCGAGGAGGACUUUUGGUGGUGCAUCGACAAGUGCAUCGCCGCCGAGAAUUGGCAGCCCAACAUGAUACUCGACGACGGGGGCGACGCCACGCACCUCAUGCUCAAGAAGUACAACGCGAUGUUUAAGAUGAUCAAGGGUGAGGAGAGGGUGUAUGGCAUCGUCGAGGAAAGCGUGACGGGGGUUCAUCGGCUCUACCAGCUGUCCAAGGCGGGCAAGCUCUCCGUACCGGCGAUGAACGUCAACGACAGCGUCACCAAGACCAAGUUCGAUAAUCUUUACAGCUGUCGGGAGAGCAUCAUCGACAGCCUGAAGAGAUCGACCGACAUAAUGUUUGGCGGGAAACAGAUAGUCAUAUGCGGCUACGGCGAGGUGGGCAAGGGCUGCUGCCAGGCCCUCAAGGGCUUGGGUUGCUGCGUCUACAUCACCGAGAUCGAUCCCAUAUGUGCCCUGCAGGCUUGUAUGGACGGUUUCCGGGUGGUCAAGCUGAACGAGGUCAUCAGGUCCGUGGACGUAGUGAUCACAGCCACCGGCAACAAGAACGUGGUGACGCGCGAGCUGAUGGACAAAAUGAAGAACGGCUGCGUCGUGUGCAACAUGGGCCACAGCAACACGGAAAUCGAUGUCAAUAGCCUACGCACUUCGGACUUGACGUGGGAGAAGGUGCGCUCGCAGGUGGACCACGUCAUCUGGCCGGACGGCAAGCGCAUCGUGCUCCUGGCAGAGGGUCGGCUCGUCAACCUCUCGUGUUCCAGUAUUCCGUCCUUCGUAGUUUCCAUUACGGCCGCGACCCAGGCGCUCGCCCUCAUCGAGCUCUUCAACGCACCCCAGGGCCGCUACAAGAGCGACGUUUACCUACUGCCCAAGAAAAUGGACGAGUACGUCGCGUCCCUGCAUCUGCCUACGUUUGACGCUCAUUUGACCGAGUUGACGGACGAGCAGGCAAAGUACAUGGGUCUCAACAAAACGGGGCCCUUCAAACCUAAUUACUAUCGCUACUAAUUUGGAAAAUGGUCUGGAUAAGAGAGAGAAAGAAAAAUAUAGACAUGGAAAGAGAAAAACUUAGUUUAAAAAUUGUUGUCAAUCGGUUUGUCGUUCCGAUCCAUCCGACAAGUAGAAAAAAAGGGAUUAAUUGUUAAGAAAAGCAGUAUUUCCAAGGUGAAGUAGAGAAGUGAAAAAGAGAAAUUUUGCCCGUUUUCUUCCUCUGAAAUGUUGUAACGAAAAAUGUCAAGAAAAAAAAAAUACAUACACACGCAUACACACGUACGUACAUCAUUCCAAAUGAAUGAGUUCGAUUACUGUAUUUUGAAGAGAAAAACAAAAAAAAAGAAAAAAAAAAAAAAAAAAAAAAAGAAGAAUUUUGUUCGCUUGUACAUACCUCAUGUUAUGCUCGAUUAGUCGAGUACAGCGUUGUGUAACGACUAAUUAUAGGUAUAUCCUUAAAGGGAAGAAACGAAACGAUCGAAAUGUGCAGGAUAAAAAAAAAAAACAUGAAAUGUAGUUUAUAUUUUGUAAAUAUGUGUCGAGCAAGUGUAUCUUGUUAUUGGGCCAGGGGUAGCGUCAAACGUCAAUUGUAUGGACGGGUUCACGUACUCGAUGAAUGGUUUUAACAGGCGGUUUGAACAAAACAAAAAAAUCUAUUUCCCCGAUUGUGCGAGUCGAAUCCAUUUUUAUUAUUUGUUUCGUUCACCAGAAUUAUAUCUAUGUGUAUUAUGCUCAAUCCCGAGAAAUAAAUAUUUCUCCAUAAGCCUCGAAUCUAUUGUUUUUGUUUAUUUAUUAAUUUUUCUUUUUUUUAAUAAAAGUUUACGAAUGACCUACAACUGACUUGGUCGCUGUAUCAGUAUUUUUCUUAUAAUAUUUUAAACACGCAAAAAUACGUAAUACUUGUAUUACGUAGUUAUUCCAACUGGUCUCUUGAUUAAGUGCAGUAUUAAAUGACUUUAAUUCUGGUUCGAUGAUGGAAAAUUGAUUUUUUCAAACUCGUUAUAUACAUGUGACAGAUAAUUAAUAAAAACCCGAAUUGUGCAAGUUUGUUCACACGAUCGAUUGAUAAAAAUUGCAAAUCAAUAUCUGACUUGAACAUUAAAAAGGAUGUUUUUGGUUCAAAGAAAUUAAAGAACAACAAACUGCCAGACUUGGGCACUGAUAUUUUUGCUAGAAAUCUAAUAAAUAAUUUGAACUAAGAAAUAUUUUUUUGAUUCCUUACAAAAAUCGUUAUUAUAAAAAAAUUUCUUGUACUUAUCUGCCAGAAAAUACAUUUUUUCUGGCACUUUGAUGUGAUUUUUUACCUAAAAGAAUGCACUUUGUUAAAGGAAAGAAAAAAAUUUUUUGAAGCGUUUGAAAAUCCAUAAAACAGUUGUGCCCAAGUCUGUAAACUUCGAAUUAUCUAAACAAAUUGUCAACUGUUACAACACAGAGUCAAACAAAAUCAGUGAGCAAAGAGCGAACGAUUUAGUCUCGACAUAGUAGAGAGCUUAGACGUACCGAAGUAGAUAGUGUGUAAAAUUAGUACGAAAAAUGAGAGAAUAAAGAGAAAGAAAGUUUCAAUACCAAACACCGAGUGUUAGAUAAAAAGAACACGCGGAAAGAAAAAAAGUGGAAUCGGAAAAAAAUUUAUACGUAAUUAAGUACUCAGGAAUUGAUCCACGAGAAAUCGCGGGUCGUUAAAUUGAAAAAAAAAGGAGGAUGAUAAUAAACUGUACAGACAUAGAACGUCUUAUUUUUAACGACAAGAAUUCCCCGGACUUUAAGGAAGAUUUUUUAAACGGCUGCAGUAGUUUCGACUGUUUAGUAUAAUUUUUAUGUUUUAAGUUUAUUUCACUGUUAUUAAUGAUGUAGAUGCAAAAAAAAAUUGUUCCUACCGUUUUCAUACGUGACAUUUGAUCGAGAAAUGAAGUGUUAAGGAAAAAAAAAAAAAAAAAAAAAAAAAAAAAAAAAAAAA
Messenger RNA from Copidosoma floridanum, 4203 nucleotides. Its product is annotated as adenosylhomocysteinase-like 1. NCBI's taxonomy places the organism in Eukaryota, Metazoa, Arthropoda, Insecta, Hymenoptera, Encyrtidae. Gene Ontology annotation, biological process: L-methionine cycle. The record is from RefSeq and is a predicted model, not a curated record. Gene Ontology annotation, cellular component: cytosol.